Molecule: messenger RNA, 2244 nt
Organism: Ricinus communis (castor bean)
Lineage: Eukaryota; Viridiplantae; Streptophyta; Magnoliopsida; Malpighiales; Euphorbiaceae
Product: replication protein A 70 kDa DNA-binding subunit B
Exons: 12
Coding region: 184-2052 (622 amino acids)
Biological process (GO): telomere maintenance via telomerase; double-strand break repair via homologous recombination; nucleotide-excision repair
Cellular component (GO): nucleus; DNA replication factor A complex
Molecular function (GO): single-stranded telomeric DNA binding; damaged DNA binding
Source: RefSeq, a predicted model, not a curated record
UUUUUACCGCGAAAUGUCCCAAAAAUCAAAAUGCCAGCGUAAAAUCAAGAUCUAAUCUGCCGCCCAAAUCACUGAAUACUAAAAGCCCUUGGAGCUCUCUCUCUAAUCUCUAUCUAUCUUUCCAGAGGAAAAAAAAUAAAAUCAAAACAGCACCAAAAUCCUUGAAAGAGAGAGAGAGAGAGAAUGGGAAAAAGAGUGAGCCCAGAUGCAAUAGCAGCUUUGCUUUCGAACCCCAAGCCAGACUCAAUCUCUGAUAUACCUGAGAUUAUUGUGCAGAUUACCAAUCUUGAACCUAAAGGCAAAUCUUAUGGAUUUGAUGCCAAUGAUGGAAAAAGGAAAAUAAAAGCAAUAUUCAACUCACGUUUGUCGACUGAGAUCAUAUCUGGGAACAUUCAAAACCUGGGUCUUAUCCGCAUUCUUGACUAUACUGUCAAUGAAAUUCCCAGCAAAUCUGAAAAUUAUCUGAUCAUAACAAAAUGUGAGGUGGUGUCUCCUGCACUUGAAAUGGAGAUCAAAGAUGAGGCUAAAACCGAAGAAGCAGCCAUAACAUUGAAGCCAAAGCAAGAAACUCAAGUUAUUAAACAAGAAGUUAGUGGUGGCAUUCUCUUAAAGCCAAAACAAGAAAUGGUUGCAAAAUCAGCUGCUCAGAUAGUACACGAACAGCAUAAAAAUAUGGCUCCUACUGCACGGAUGGCAAUGACAAGAAGAGUGCACCCGCUUGUUUCCCUAAAUCCUUAUCAAGGAAAUUGGACUAUCAAGGUCCGCGUAACAAGCAAAGGGAAUAUGCGCACUUACAAGAACGCAAGAGGCGAAGGAUGUGUUUUCAAUGUUGAGUUAACAGAUGAAGAUGGUACACAAAUACAAGCAACAAUGUUCAAUGAGGCCGCAAGGAAAUUUUAUGACAAGUUUCAGUUAGGGAAGGUUUACUAUAUAUCAAAAGGAAGCCUUAAAGUUGCUAACAAGCAAUUCAGGACUGUCCAGAAUGAUUAUGAAAUGAACUUAAAUGAGAAUUCUCAAGUAGAAGAGGCCAGUGAUGAAGCUGCUUUUAUCCCUGAAACAAAAUUCAAUUUUGUCCCAAUUGAUCAAUUGGGUCCUUAUGUUAGUACAAACGAGCUUGUUGAUGUUAUUGGAGUCGUUCAAAGCGUUUCUCCUACAAUGAGCAUCCGAAGAAAGAGCAACAAUGAUAUUGUCCCCAAGCGCGACAUAACUAUUGCAGAUGAGACAAAGAAGACAGUAGUGGUUUCGCUAUGGAAUGAUCUUGCAACUGAUGUGGGGCAAGAAUUACUUGAUAUGGCUGAUAAGUCCCCUGUAGUUGCAAUCAAAGCUCUUAAAGUUGGAGAUUUUCAGGGUGUAUCCUUGUCUACAUUGGGAAGAAGCAUAAUACAAGUUAAUCCAGAUACUCCUGAAUCAAAGAAGCUGAAAAGCUGGUUUGAUUCUGAAGGUAAAGAAACUUCCUUGGCCUCCGUCGGUGCUGGUUUAAGCCCUUCAACCAAGAGUGGAGGGGGGUCUAUGUACUCUGACAGAGUAUCAAUUUCUCACAUUACAAGCAAUCCAUCCUUGGGUAGUGAUAAGCCUGCAUUCUUUAGCAUUAGAGCAUAUAUAAGUUUCAUCAAGCCUGACCAGAGUAUGUGGUACCGGGCAUGCAAGACUUGCAAUAAGAAAGUGACUGAAGCUAUUGGAGGUGGAUAUUGGUGCGAAGGAUGCCAGAAAAAUGAUGCUGAGUGUAGUUUAAGGUAUAUUAUGGUGGUUAAAGUCUCUGAUGCAAGUGGUGAAGGUUGGGUUUCUGCAUUCAAUAAUGAAGGAGAGAGGAUCAUUGGCUGCUCCGCUGAUGAGCUUGAUAAACUGAAAUCACAGGAAGAUGGGAAUUCAUACGAACUGAAAUUGAAAGAAGCCACUUGGAGUCCUCAUCUUUUCAGGGUCAGUGUAGCACAGAAUGAGUAUAAUAAUGAGAAGAGGCAAAGGAUAACAGUCAGGGCUGUUGCUCCACUUGAUUUUGCUGCUGAAUCCAGAUUUUUGCUAGAAGAAAUCUCUAAGAUAAAAGGUUCUCAAUAGGAUAGCUUUUCUGAUUUGUUCUUCGAAAGGUUUUUGGGCAAAAUACUCAAUCCUGUGUCCAGAGAUGCCAGUUUAUUUAUAGAAGAGGGGGUAGGUUUACCUCAGAUUGUUGGUUCUCCAAACAAUUGCUUGUAAUAUAUAUGAUCUAGGCCUUCUAAAUAUAAUUGAUGUCCUCUUUGGCUUCAAAUUCAA